This is a messenger RNA of Phlebotomus argentipes, 2331 nucleotides long. RefSeq lists its product as uncharacterized. The transcript is spliced from 3 exons. The record is from RefSeq and is a predicted model, not a curated record. The coding region runs from base 449 to 1903 and encodes 484 amino acids. Lineage: Eukaryota; Metazoa; Arthropoda; Insecta; Diptera; Psychodidae.
GUCUCCGUUCGGGUAUGUUGCUGUGAAGUCAUUCGGAAGCGAAUUCAUUCAAUUCUCUGGAUAUUAGGCAGUCAGCAGAGGGAAUUCCUAGCAUAUUCACAGUGAAAAUCCCAGAGGAGAGAAAGCAGAAAGGCUUGUAAACUUUUAAAAAAGAGUGUUUUAGAUGAAAAUUCACUUCCAUACUCUGUCAGAGUAUUGAAGGCAGAUAUUUUCUUAUCAAUUUGCCAAUUGGCAAUAAUACAAUAUAUUGUGCUGUGUUAUUGUGUGUGAAUUAUCGGCUGAAAAAAGGUGAUCGAGAGAGUUGUGUUGCUUCAAGAAGAUUGGAAUUGCAAUAGUGUGACGUGGAUCAGGUGGUGAAGAAUGAAUGUUGUAUUCAAAUGAAGUGAGUCAGAGGGAAUUUUGCUGCGCUCAUACAAAUUGCUAGUGAGGAUAGACACAGGAUAGAGUGAUGAUAUCGAGGAAACCAGGACCGCCAGUGCCACCGAGGCCGAGUGCGGCUGUUGUGGCUCAUGCCAGACUCAGUAAGUCGCAAUCUGGUGUGAUUGUGACGGGUUCUGGUGCUGCUGGACGCACUCUUGUCUACAAGUCACCAUCGAGCGGGGCUCUGGUCGAUAAGAGAGCACUCGCGACUGAGAAUGAUGCCAGCAAAGUGGUGAUUGUGGCCCAGCAGAAGACAGAAGACAGUGAAAACCAGAAAGAGAACCUGAAGCCUAUGCAACUGGAGAUGUACACAAAAUCACCGUCUGUAGUGCGCUCCAAGAGGAUCACCAGCGACUCAACUCCGCAAAAAGUCACCCAAGAUGAUGAUCUUCCGGUGAGAGAUGACGAUGUGGUGGUUGUAAAUGGGCCAAUGAUGCUCCGUGAGGAGAACCGUAAUCGCAUUGAGAUAAAGUCAGAGCACCAGCAGCCGGUGGCGACGGAAAAGACGGAGAUUAUUAUUAACAGUGAUGCAAUUGAGGUGAGAAAUGGAAAUUCGGCCAAGAGACCAGAACCAGAGGGUGAUGAGGCGCCGACAGUGCGUGAGGAUCCUCUGCCGGUGGAGAAGAAAGUGGCCUUUCAUGAGAUGUUGAUUGCUGAAUUGACGGCAAUGCGCACAGAGAAGAUCCCGAUGAGGAAGAAGCGCCAGUCAAUUGACAGAUCGACCGAUUCCUCGCCGAAUGGCACUCAGAGAUCCCGAAUCAGGACGUCGGAUUGGGUGGAAGUGGGCGACAAUGGCAAGACAGUGGUGCUGACCAGUUGCCACAUCAGUCUCGAGGAUUCCGGCAUGGAGGAUGAAGAGCGACCUGAUGAUACGUCGUCAGGAGUUGGAGAUUCCUGGGACAGCAUGAGGGACAACGAGGAACGUAUUAACAUGUCGCUUCCUGGGCUGCCGCCUUUACCAAAGAGUCUGAGUGGAUUUGACUUGUCGGCCGCUCAGCAGCGUCUCUACCAAAACGAAUGCCUGGCCCUGAAGAACACCGCGACGACGGCAUCGACGCCAAACAGCAACAACGCAUCAUCGGCCGAAGAUUCGGCCGCCGCCUCCGCCCAACUGCAAGAGAUUUCACCGUUGGACAGUAGAAAGUCCACGCUGGACACACAAUUGGACAUCUUGAGGAGGGAAAUGAUUGACCUUCGCCAGCUCGAUCUGUCGCUGCUGUCCCAGUUGUGGGCCCUCAAUAAGUCCAUCCAGGAGUUCAGGACGAUGCUGCAGGAGGAAGAGACCCUGUCGCCGCUCUCGCAGUCGCCGUCCCCCUCGGAGGGCAACUCGCUGACAUCGGAGGACGAGGAGGCAGAGGACGAAGACCUCGCCGUCGAUGGCCAGCUGCCGGAGCCCGCCCUGGAGGCGCCGAUCCCGCGCAUGAGAGUGGCUCCGCCACCCCCGCCGCCGCCAAACCGGAAACCCCAGUCGCGCCCAGUAUGAUACUGUUCCCUGAGCCAAAUGAACGCGCUGCUGCGCUCCGCGUUCUGUCGAUACUUUUCUGUGAAGAGUUGAGAGCUGCCCGGUUUCGAAGGAUGCAUGCUGCUGUUUGGGGUGCAAUAUUUGCCAUAAGGGAGAACAAUGGUUUAAUAAUAUGAAUUAGGCGUAAUAUUGGAUCCAGUAGAGGAUGACAAGGCAUUUUAUUCAUCGUCAAUUACUCUCAAUUCAGCGUAAAAGAUAUUUAUAAAUUGCAGUGUGUGAUUUUCUUGUGUAGAUUUUAUGAUUUUCCGGAGGAGUGGAGAGAGAAACUCCUCUGCAAUUUACCCUUCUGUAAGUUGUUUAAGAGCAAAUUAUGUUAAUGAUACAAGAGACAACUGCAUUCAUAUAAAUUAUUCACAUGAGGAGAAAAAUAAAGUGAUUUCAUUGAGUAA